GAAAGUUUUCGAAAGACAGGAUUCAAAUUCAAAUCAAUGUGUAGCGGUGUUCUCGUCGCAAAUACCCGAUCCGUUGGUAUAAUGUCUUGACAUUUAUUUAUUUUUUGAAUUAGCGAGACGACAAAGUUACUGUUAAAAUGGAAGGACUGGAAAUGUCCGCCAUGAUACCGGCACUUCAGGAGCUAGCUAGUGCCAGCGCUGCUGAGUACGACCAGGCAGUGCAGAAACCCCGACAGAUUCUCUGUCAGUUCAUUGACAGGAUACUGACAGAUGUGGAUGUCGUUGCUCUGGGUCUGAAUAAAAAGUCCACAUCAGAGCCAGCCUGUGUGAUGCUGCUGGACUUUGUGCAGCAUAUAGUCAAGUCCUCAUCGUUGAUGUUCGCCAAUCCUGCUUGCCAGCCUGCUGAGUAUCCAGACACCACACAGAGCUGCACUGACUUCAGUAAAUGGGUGGCUGUGCGUUUGCUUCGUGUGGCAGCAGCUCCAGACUGUGAUGUCAUCCACGGACGGGUCUCUGCUGUGUUGUGCUCUUUACUUCACACACUGAGAGUCAGAGCACCGUUCAUCUUCAGCCGUCUCAGUCAGGAACUCAUAUUUCUGGCCCAGGACCUCAGCGACAUCAUGUAUGCUCAUGUUGUCACUCUUGCAGGACAAGGACACUCUCUUGGUGCUCACUCACAGAACCAAUGGCCUGUAACACUCCAGCGUUUCAGUAUCUCCCCUGGUUGUACCUCCUCAUACCUCACUCCUUCUCCUCUUGUACUCUCCUCGCCUGCUGCACUGGAGUCGUUGACUGCUGUGGCGAGUGGUGUUCUCACUGACGCUUUGAGGGGAGUGGUUUCGCGUUGUGACCUCAGUGCAGCCUGGGAAAUUGCUUGCUCCAUCCUCGCCAAUGGCAACACCAGACUGAGAAAGAUUUCCAUGGUGAUGCUGAGAGUACUCAUGGAGCUGAGAGGAUUUCCUGACAUGCAAUCCCAUGAGUUCUUUGCAGCCUACCUUCACUUGCUGGAAACACACCCGACAGCAAAUCCAUGCUUAGAUGAGAAGCAGUCCUAUGAAGGGGAGCUACUACGCCUGACCCGCUGUGUGUUUCAGUUAUCUGGUGCCUCUCACACACACUUUGAGCCCAUGUACCUCUCACAGAUUUUUGAGUGUGUUUGUACUCUUGGAGGAAAAUGUGUGAAGUUGGGGACAGAGGUUACUGAAUCAAUUUGCUUGCUGUUCAGCUUCUUACUAUCUAUUGCCCCAGUUUAUGAGAGUGCUGCAUCCUUAAGGAGGCAGCGAGUCACAGACGUCUGCAGGACACUGGCACGCACCGUCGGAACAGAAAAUCAAGCUGAAUGUGCGGAGGGAUUUCUCCAAGCGGCGCUCAAGGCUGAGACUGCUAUGGUGAUGCAGAAGUUAAGAGAUGGAGAAACUGCUGCGAAGAAAUCCCGCAAGACUACCACCAGCUCAUUUGGCAAAUCAUCAAAAACGUCAGAUUCAGCUGAGCUGGACAUGCGUGUUCAGAGCAACGUGUGGGCUGUGGUUAACGGUCGUCUGGAGGAGUUGCUGAGAUUUUUGAACUCGGAUUCUAGUGAACCUGAAGCCACACAGACUCUCUCAGCUCUGGGGGGGCUCACCCUCACCCUUCAUCUGGCAGCCCUUUGCUCAUCACCCACCAGUCUUUCUCCUCUCCUCUGGGUUUCUACUGAGACUCUGAGCAGAGCUCUAAAAAGCUGUCACUCAGUAUUAGAAGGAGACACUCAAACUGUUUCAAACCAGGACUACUUUCAGUCUGCUGUUCAGAUGACUGUCAAGGUCCUGGACUCUAUCGUGUACCUGACAAUGAGCAGAGAAUGUGAGGAUGGGCUCCUGCAGCGUGUGUGUGCACUGUUAUCUCUUCCCUGGGUGUGUGAGAAUCAGUCUGCCUCAGCCUACAAGAGAUCAGGAUUCCCCUCCUGGCUUUCUGCCUUGGCUCAGAAGUUAAGCUUCUGUUAUUCACCUGAGGUCCAGGUGGACUGUGUGUCACUGCUGGCCAUACUACGUCACGGUGUGUGUGAGACAUGGCGUGUGUGUGUAUUUUCCAAGGCACUGCAGAGUCCGGAAGAGGUGGUGAGAGCGGCUGCAGUUCGUGCCUUCCCUCUUCUUCUUCAUCACCUGGGAUCUGCACACCACGGCCUCAUCAGCAGUAUUCUGCUUUCCAAGUUGCAGGACAGGUCGGAACAGGUGAAAUCGGAGCUUGCGAGGAUCAUUGGUCAGCUGAGUUGUGUCCAAGCAGAUGUCUCCCUGCUCAGUGACAUUCAGGCAGAGUCCACCUGUAAUCCCAAAAUCCUCUGCCUCCGCCUCAGCCUCACAGCAGAGCAUGCUAAGGACAGUUGUCUCCCACUGAAGGCGAUGGUUGUCAGGCCAUUUCUGCCGUUACUCAGACAGCAAGCUCCAAGUAGUGUCAAACAAGCUUUUCUAGACGCCUUGCCUCACCUUUGCCAACAUGUGAAUCUGACUGGUGGGGACAGCGACUCCAGGGCAGUUCUCUGUGCUCUGAUUGGUCUAAUGGAGGACUCGGAUUCAGCUGUCCGAAUACAUUUCAGUCAAUCAGUGCGUUUCCUGCUAACAGAGAGCACCAGAAACUCAGAGCAGAGCUCUCUGAGUGAGCUCCUGGUUGCGCGUCUUAAAGAAGCGUUCAACAAUGCUAAACUCAACAAAGAUGAUGACCUGCGGAACACUCUCAUCCUGACGACUGGGGAGAUUGGCAGAGCAUCUCAGGGUACUUUGGUGUCAUUCUCUUUGUUGCGGUUGCUUCACUGUCUACUGUCCAAGUCGUCGGCAGUGUCUGUAGCUGCUUACACUCAGAUCAGAGCUCUGGCUUCUGCCAAAGGAAUGAAACUGCAAACCCUCUUCAGUCAGUACAAGAACCCUAUUUGCCAGUUCCUGGUGGAGUCGCUUCACUCACGGCAUGCGUCAGCCCUGCGAAGCACACCUGACCAGAACUCAGAGUCAGCCAAUCAGAAAGAGCUGGCACUGGACAUCCUCGCUCAGAUCGCACAUGCUUUUGACUUUCCAGACCUCCACCGCUUCCUCACUAGGACCCUUCAGGUGCUCCUGCCCUACCUGGCAGCAAAGGCAAGCUCCACAGGAUCUUCACUCAUCCGAACACUGGCCAAUGAGCUGAAGGCCAACAGGAGGGAGAUCCUGAUCAACAAUUUCAAAUACAUCUUCAGCCAUCUGGUCUGCUCCUGCACCAAGGAGGAGCUGGAGAGAGCUUUCCACUACCUGCAGAGUGAGACAGAGAUUGAACUGGGAUCUUUGCUAAGGCAAGACUUCCAAGGUCUACACAAUGAGCUGCUGCUGCGCCUUGGAGAGCACUACCAGCAGGUCUUUAAUGGUCUGGCAAUCCUGGCCUCCUUUGCAUCCAACGAUGACCCGUACCAGGGUCCCCGAGACAUCACGACCCCAGAGCGCAUGGCAGACUAUCUUCAACCGAAGCUUCUGGGAAUUCUUGCCUUUUUCAACAUGCAGCUGCUCAGCUCUAGCGCAGGAGAGAAGGACCGCAAAAAGCUGGCUUUGACAAGUGUGAUGGCUCUAAUGCGACUGAUGGGCUCCAAACACAUCAGCUCUGUCAGAGUGAAGAUGAUGACCACACUCCGCACCGGCCUCCGAUACAGAGAGGACUUCCCUCUGCUCUGCUGCCAGACGUGGGAUGGUUUUGUGAGGAGUGUGGACCCUGCACACCUGGGUCCUCUGCUGAGUCAUGUCAUUGUAGCUCUCCUCCCCCUGAUCCCUCUGCAGCCCAAGGAAACUGCUGCUAUUAUCCGCUUCCUCAUCAUGGAUAACAGGGAUGAAGUUAAGGACUACCUCCAUGAGAUUUACUUUCUACCUGAUCAUCCUGAGUUACAGGACAUCCACAGUGUCCUGCAGGAUUACAAGAAGCUGACGGCCAGCAGAAGUGACCUGGUGGCGGAGCUGCAGCUCUCCAUGAGAGCCGUCCAACAUGAAAAUGUUGAUGUGAGGAUUCAUGCUCUCACAAGCCUCAGGGACAUGAUGCACAGCAAUCAGGAGUGGCUUCUGAGGCAGGUUUGUGCGAGUGAGGCGGUGGAGCCGGUCAUCUCCAGUUUGGUGUCAGUGUUGCUAAAGGGCUGCCAGGACUCGUCCCCAGAGGCCAGACUUCUGUGUGGGGAGUGUCUGGGUGAGCUGGGCGCUGUGGACCCAGGACGCCUGGACUUGUCACACACACUCACACAUGGUGACCGCAACACAUUUGUGAGUGGAGUUGAAGAUCCCAACUUUGCCUACGACCUGCUCACUGAAUUCACCAGAACUUUCCUGGCGUAUGCUGACGAUGUGAGAGCCCAGGACUCAGCUGCCUAUGCAAUUCAGGAGCUGCUGUCCAUCUUUGAAUGUCGCGAGGGACGGACAGACUCUCCUGGUCGCCGUCUGUGGAGGAGAUUUCCAGAGCACAUCCAAGAAAUACUGGAACCUCACCUCAACAGCAGAUAUAAGAGCAGCCAGAAGGAGGUGAACUGGUCUAAGCUGGAGAAACCUGUGUACUUGAGUAACAGAGGCAGCAGGUUCUCUGACUGGUCAGCCACCUGGGCUGGAUAUCUGAUCAGCAAGGUGCGGGUUUUUGUCUUCUUCCAGGUGAGACAUGGGCUGGCCGGUAAGGUUUUCACCUGCUGUAGUUUCAUCAUCAAACACGACUACAAGGUCGCGAUCUACCUGCUGCCUCAUAUUCUGCUCUACAUGCUGCUGGGUUGCACGCCCGCAGAGCAACAGGAGGUGACAGAAGAAAUGUUGGCCGUACUAACGGAGGGAGACGGAAGAGCGGGCCUGCGAGUGCAGGAGACGGCGUCGAGCCUGUCCCAGCUCAGCAUUCAGACGGUGUUCAGCAUGUUGUCUCACCUCACACAGUGGAGCCGCCACAUCCUCUACUCCAAAUCAAAACACAACGAGAGUGGGGAUUAUCAGCGUGUGGUGGCCUUCCUGAAGGGUAUUCCACAGGACGUUCUGGCCAAGGCUGCGCUCCGGUCCAAAGCGUACACACGCGCUCUCAUGCACUUUGAAGCUUACAUCCUGGAAAAUAAAUUGAACAUCCAGGACCAUCUCACCUUCCUGCAGACACUGUACGCUGCCAUGCAUGAACCUGACGGCGUGAGAGGAGUGAACGCCCUGAGGAGGGAGGAGCCGUCAUUACGGGAACAGAUACUGGAGCACGAGAGCAUCGGCCUGCUCCGAGACGCCACCGCCUGCUAUGACCGGGCCAUACAGUUGGAGUCAGACCAGAUUGGUCACUAUCAUGGGGUGAUGACGUCUAUGCUCGGCCUGGGACAGCUGUCCACAGUCAUCACUCAAGUUAAUGGAGUGCUGGCCAACAAGCCCCAGUGGAAGUCGGAGCUUAACACGUACAGAAUGGAGGCAGCCUGGAAACUUGGAAAAUGGGACCUGCUGGAGGAUUACUUGACUUCAGACCAUCAGUCCAGUACCUGGAGUGUGCGCCUUGGCCAGCUGCUCUUGUCGGCUAAGAAGCAGGAUGCUGGGACGUUUUAUGAGAAGUUGAAACUUAUGAGGAAGGAGCAGGUGGUCCCUCUGUCUGCAGCCAGCUAUGAGUGUGGGACCUAUCAGAGGGGAUACGAGUAUAUUGUCAGGCUCCACAUGCUAAGUGAGCUGGAGCACACGUUCACUGAGCUGCAGAAACAGAGGGAAAACUCCACGCCCUGUCUCACUCAGCUGCCUCCCCACUGGGCUGACCGACUGGAGAUGACCCAGAAUUCCUUUAGGGCCAAAGAGCCAAUCCUUGCUCUCCGUCGUGCUCUGCUCAGUCUGGGAUCACGGUCUGCGUGUCAGGAGCUGGUCGGCGAGUGCUGGCUACAAAGUACCCGAGUGGCCAGAAAGGCAGGACACCACCAGACUGCCUUCAACGCUCUCCUGAACGCAGAGAACACACAUCUGGCUGAGCUGGUGACCGAGAAGGCCAAGUGGCUUUGGUCUAAGGGUGAUGCACAUCAGGCCCUGAUCGUCCUGCAAAAAGGUGUGGCUCAGUGUUUCCCUGAUGAUGAGUCCCUCACAGACCCACGCAGCCUGCAGACCAAGGGCAAGGCCAUGCUGCUGGUGGGACGCUUCAUGGAGGAGACGGCCAAUUUUGAGUCCAACGCCAUCAUGAAAGUGUACAAGGAUGUGACAACCCUUCUGCCUGAGUGGGAGGAUGGAAACUUCUACUUGGCCAAAUACUAUGACAAAGUGAUGCCAAUGGUGACUGACAACAAGAUGGAGAAACAGGGAAACCUGAUCCGAUACAUCGUCAUGUACUUUGGAAAAGCCUUGCAUUAUGGAAACCAGUACAUCUACCAGGCCAUGCCUCGCAUGCUGUCUCUCUGGUUAGACUUUGGAGCCAAAGUGUGUGAAUGUGAGAAAGCUGGGCGAAUGGACAGACAGAUGAGACAGGAACUGACUAAAAUCAACACAGUGGUGACCGAGCACUGUUCUAACCUGGCGCCGUACCAGUUCCUGACUGCUUUCUCACAGCUCAUCUCCAGAGUGUGCCACUCUAGUGACGAGGUCUUCAGUGUCCUCAUGACAAUCGUGGCCAAGGUCUUCCUGGCGUACCCACAACAGGCCAUGUGGCUCAUGACCGCUGUCUCAAAGUCUUCCUACCCCACGCGAAAGAACCGCUGUAAUCAGAUUCUUAAAAAAGCCAUCAGUCUCAAACAGUCUCUGGAGAAAUUCAUUGGAGACGCCAAUAGACUGACUGACAAGCUGCUGGAACUCUGCAACAAACCGGUGGACGGUAACAGCACCACCCUCAGCAUGAGCGUUCACUUCAAGCAGCUCAAACGCCUGGUGGAGGAGCCGACCUUCAGCCAGAUUCUGAUCCCGCUGCAGUCGGUGCUCAUUCCCACACUGCCCUGUACAGGAGGGGCAAACACGCAGCACGACGCCUUCCCUGGACACUGGGCCUACUUGGAUGGUUUUGAUGAUAUUGUGGAGAUUUUGGCCUCCUUACAAAAGCCUAAGAAGAUAAAUCUGAAGGGUUCGGAUGGGAGAAGCUACACAAUGAUGUGUAAACCCAAAGAUGACCUGAGGAAGGACUGCAGGCUCAUGGAGUUCAACUGCCUCAUCAACAAGUGUCUCCGUAAAGAUGCCGAGUCAAGGCGGAGGGAGCUGCAUAUUCGUACCUACGCUGUGAUUCCCCUCAAUGAGGAGUGCGGCAUCAUCGAGUGGGUCAACAACACGGCCGGACUUCGACACAUUCUUACCAGGCUGUAUAAAGAAAGAGGUGUCAACUUGUCAGGUAAAGAGCUUAGGAAGCUCAUUCUUCCAAAGACAGCUCCCUUUGAGGAGAAGCUACGGAUUCACAAGGAGGUUCUAUGUGCUCGACACCUCCCUGUAUUCCAUGAGUGGUUUCUCCGGACCUUUCCUGAUCCCACAUCAUGGUACAGCAGCCGCUCUGCGUACUGCCGCUCCACUGCUGUCAUGUCGAUGGUUGGCUACAUCCUGGGUUUGGGAGAUCGCCACGGAGAAAAUAUCCUCUUUGACUCUUUCACUGGGGAAUGUGUUCACGUCGACUUCAACUGCCUCUUUAACAAGGGGGAGACAUUUGAUGUCCCUGAAGUGGUUCCCUUCCGUCUGACCCAAAACAUGGUCCAUGCUAUGGGACCCAUGGGCACUGAAGGCCUCUUCAGACAAGCCUGCGAGGUCACACUGAGACUGAUGAGAGACCAGAGGGAGCCACUCACAAGUGUGCUGAAGACCUUCCUUCAUGACCCUCUGGUGGAGUGGAGCAAACAAGCCAAAGGACUUUCCAAAACUCAAGCCAGUGAGACUGGCGAGAUAGUGAAUGAGAAGGCUAAAACACAUGUGUGCGACAUCGAGCAGCGUCUGCAGGGAGUCAUAAAGAGCAGGAACAAAGUGCUGGGUCUGCCUCUGUCUAUAGAAGGACAUGUCCACUACCUCAUACAGGAAGCUACAGAUGACAAACUGCUGUGUCAGAUGUAUCUGGGCUGGGGGCCUUACUUAUAAAACACACCUAUGAUUACAAAAUGGGACAACAGCACUGUAAAGACAGUUCAGGGGAAGUGCAAAAAUAUUCCUCGUGUUAAAUUCCCUUUGUAUUAUAAUUUUCUGCUUCUGUUGUUUUCCAUUGAUAUUUUAAGUGUUCCUAUUUUCUGGAAACGAAGGACAUUUGUUGCAUUGCUGUACAUUCUCCUGUAAUAAAUUGUGUGGUUUAAGUGUC
This is a messenger RNA of Solea solea (common sole), 8205 nucleotides long. It is a transcript of the gene atr, whose product is annotated as ATR serine/threonine kinase. The record is from RefSeq and is a predicted model, not a curated record. NCBI's taxonomy places the organism in Eukaryota, Metazoa, Chordata, Actinopteri, Pleuronectiformes, Soleidae. Gene Ontology annotation, cellular component: nucleus. The transcript has 48 exons. Gene Ontology annotation, biological process: telomere maintenance; DNA damage checkpoint signaling; protein phosphorylation. Bases 138 to 7991 code for a protein of 2617 amino acids. Gene Ontology annotation, molecular function: protein serine/threonine kinase activity; protein binding.